AAUUAAUAAAAUAUUAUAGUGAUGACUCUACAGUAUCAAUAAACAGCCUUAGAGACAGUGGGAGCGGUAUGAAUAAUAUCUUUAGGAACAGAGCAGAAGAAUUUAAGGUAUAAUCUGUCUCUCUGUUGUUAAUUGUGCAAAGUAGGAGGCAUCUACCUGAAAAAGUGAAAAAUACAUCUGGAAGAAGAUGGGAUCUCCUCCCCGCGUCCAGCCCGAGGUAGGUGCUCGCUCCUGCCCCUGCUUUGGAUGCAUGCGGCGCCUCCCGCCCGCUCCCCCGCCUCCCGGUCCCCAAGGAAAUGCACACAUAGAUGAGUGCAGAGCUUUCCCUUCCCUGCCCGAAGCUGCGAAUGCUUAAAGGGGAAACCUUUUCUAAAAGGCACCGAAGGCGAACCCCAGAGCACAGUUUCACAGAGGGAAGACAGCCAUUUGGUUCGUGUGCUCUGCUGCUUCCCCCCCGUGCAGAAGUGUUGCUAAGCUAUAGCGUUAUGCGAUGUUCGACGGGAUCUGUAGGCACACUAACCCUUUGUUCCACAGUUGUUGCUACUGAGAAGGAAGGAAUUGAUGCUCGAUAGCCUUGGUGACUUAAAAAAAAAAAAAUCACCACUAUAAACCUCUCUCCUCCCUGAAACAGUUUUUAUCUAUGGCAUAGGGAAGGGAAGAAGCAAAACCUGAUUAGGCUGCAAUUCUUGUACGGGUGCAGAUGCUCCCGUCAAUGAAAAUGGAAGCUUUCACCACAAACUUAAAACCAGUCAGACCAACACGUCUUCAAUAUCACUUCCAAAGUACGUGCUGUGAAAACAUCCUGGUGCUGUGCACAUGUCCUGUAAAUGAGAAGUAUGUGCACACACUCGACAAAUGAGCCCCCCCGCCCUCCUACAAAUGGGGAUGCAUUUAAUUUCAGCCUUGUCCUGCUGUAUCAAUCAGGUGCCACAACCAGUACAAGGAAAACGUGAGAAGAUUAAAAUCCCUGAAACAUAACUGAAGCUGUCCUGUUUAACACCAUAAGCACUACACAUGAUUUGGCCAGCUGAUACUAUAAAUACAUUUCAAAGUACUAAAAACAAGGUGUCAUUUAGAAUAUCAUUAUUCAUUUCUGUGAGGAACCCUCAAAACUUCUGACACUUAAAGGUAAGAGAGAGACCAACGCUUUCUAUGCCCUUCUUCCCUUACACAGUUAAAUGCAAAUUCCCCUUUACAGUCAUAUUCCUGCUAUCUCCCUGCAUACACAGCUGAUACGCCACCUACUGCAAAAGCCAGCUGACAGACCAAGCAAUGCUAGCAGCAUUUCCAUUCCAACAUCGUGCCGGAGCUGAAGAAAGGUGCUUUUAAAAAAAUCGUCUUUUCAAGCUGACAGGAACAAAGCAAGACUGCUGGCUUUUCGUCCUCGCUUCGAUAAUGGAGAGAAAAUCAAACAGAAGAGCAAAGGAAUCUGAAGAAAAACACUGCACCUCCGAAGGCUCGGAGCAAGACAAGGACUAUAAAACGUCUCUGGUUACUCUGAACGUUGGUGGCUAUCUAUACAUCACACAGAAACAAACACUAACCAAGUAUCCAGACUCGUUUCUUGAAGGUAUCAUCAACGGCAAGAUAAUGUGCCCUUUUGAUGCGGAUGGACAUUACUUCAUAGACAGAGAUGGACUCCUUUUCAGGCACAUUCUGAACUUCCUACGAAAUGGAGAACUUCUGCUACCGGAAGGGUUUCGAGAAAAUCAACUUUUGGCACACGAAGCAGAUUUUUUUCAGCUUAAGGUAUUAUCAGAUGCAGUGAAAUCGAAGUGGGAGAAGGAGCAGCUAGCGUCUAGAGAGACUACUUUCCUGGAAAUAACUGACAGCCACGACCGUUCCCAGGGUCUUAGGAUUUUUUGUAAUGCUCCCGAUUUCAUAGCAAAAAUUAAAUCCCGGAUCGUACUGGUGUCCAAAAGCAGGCUGGAUGGCUUUCCAGAGGAGUUUUCUGUGUCUUCAAAUAUUAUCCAAUUCAAAUACUUCAUAAAGUCUGAAAAUGGUACACGACUUGUGCUGAAGGAGGACAACACCUUUGUCUGCACCCUGGAGACUCUUAAGUUUGAGGCUAUUAUGAUGGCUUUAAAAUGUGGAUUUAGACUGCUGACCAGCCUGGAUUGCUCGAAAGGGUCUAUUGUUCACAGCGAUGCACUUCAUUUUAUCAAGUAAUUGCAAAGGCAGAGGAAACGAGCAUGCAGCCAGCAAACCUCCUGUAACUACAGCGUCCUGGCAUCACAAAUAUCGUAUCUAACUAGCCCUGUGCCACAGAGCUCGGCUGCUAAUCAGUUAAUGUGAGCUAAUGGUAUGUAAAUCUCAUAAUGACAUCCAUCUCUGGCUUACUUAAAGCUGAAUGAGAAUUUUAUGCCUGAAUUUAAUAAAAAAAAUUAUCUGCUAACCACUGUAAACACAGAUUGAAUGCUCUAUGCUAUUUGUAAUAUGUUUUCUUCAUGCUGUCUUUCAGCCGGAGAGUCUGGCUGGAUUUUUGUGUACUUGUAUGACUACCACGCACACACCUAGCUGCUCUGCUAAGCAGUAGGGAGAGUAUUUUCAUAUAACAGGCAGGCUUAAAAUCUGUUUUGCUUAUAACAAGUCUCAGACUGGAUUUUAAAUGGAAUAAAUUCUUCUGAACGUUCGUUAGUGUUUAUGCGAUUGUCCUGGAUUUGCCAAAACAUGAAAUUGAAAGAGGGUUCAAAAUUAAUCAACUCGAUUUUAAAGUUAAACUAAUUAUUUCAACUCACUUAAAAUCAAAUUUACAGCUGUGUUACUACAUUAACAACAACUGCUAAAACAUGUAAACCAACAAAUAAUGCUGGGGAGGGAUUAGUUCUAUUAUGGGAAAUGAGCUGAAUCUGCAGAGAACGUUACAUUUUCUGGUUAGAUAUAUUUAUCAGAUGGCUAAUAAAAAUGUUUGGUAUAAAGUUUCACAUAACAGGCUUCCAAUAAUGACAUCCUACAAUGCUCAAGUUACUAUUUUCUACUAAUCAUUGGUGUUCAUAAAGACAGGCAAUUAACAGAGCCCUUGCUUUGCACAAUAGCUUUCUAAAAGCAGUUAGCAGUAUUAGUUUUGAAUAGACCACCUGCUGGCAUUUAAGAUGCAUGAAUAUAAGUAAUAGAAUAAAUAUCUUCUUUCUCCUCAUCUUCACAAUUUAUCAAAUCUGCUAAUUUAUAUUUUAAACAAGGUUUUAAUAGCUUCGACGGAACAGCUCUAAUUUAACGGCAAGCAUUACAAACCAGUCACUCCACAAAAGCCGACUGAAAAAUCAACACGCCACACAAAAAGAAGCUGCGCUAACUCAAAGUUUAAGCUUUGUCUAUCACUGGACUCUACCAUCAUUCACAGCUCAAAUGAAACCAAAAUUCAAGUAAAAUACCAUUAAAGACAGAAAAUCCAACCAACCAGUUUCUUAACUUUCCCAGAAUAUUAAUUUUGUAUAGAAAAAAGGAAAUAAACAUUAAGACCAUCCAAGUAAAAUGCACUACGGUCCAGAAUAGAAGUGACAACUGAGGAAAACAGCUAACAUUUGAUAGGCUGAAAACAAUUUUGUCUUGGCUUUUAGAGGGAACAAAUCCAUUUUCAGUAAUAGCAACUGGGAAUACAAACUCAAUGUCCCUUUGUCCAUCAAUGUGAAACCCCAGUUCACUUGUAACAUACAAUGACUGUUGGUAACUGGGUCCC
Molecule: messenger RNA, 3676 nt
Organism: Cygnus olor (mute swan)
Lineage: Eukaryota; Metazoa; Chordata; Aves; Anseriformes; Anatidae
Gene: KCTD4
Product: potassium channel tetramerization domain containing 4
Exons: 1
Coding region: 1396-2169 (257 amino acids)
Biological process (GO): protein homooligomerization
Molecular function (GO): protein binding
Source: RefSeq, a predicted model, not a curated record